Molecule: messenger RNA, 2120 nt
Organism: Pseudoliparis swirei
Lineage: Eukaryota; Metazoa; Chordata; Actinopteri; Perciformes; Liparidae
Gene: acbd5a
Product: acyl-CoA binding domain containing 5a
Exons: 14
Coding region: 341-1861 (506 amino acids)
Biological process (GO): fatty acid metabolic process; autophagy of peroxisome
Cellular component (GO): peroxisome
Molecular function (GO): fatty-acyl-CoA binding
Source: RefSeq, a predicted model, not a curated record
AGUUUGACUUAAAUCUGUAGCUGUGAUGGGUUCACGUUAUGAUUUCGAGAUGACAUCGAAAUGAAACAACACAGCACUUCUUGCAUUUCACCUCUUCAGAGUUUUCUAAUUCACUCAGCACACAUUUCCAAUCUCUCCACCCGGGCGUUGAAGCAGAACGCGAAGGAUUGUGGAGCAUGUAGAACAAAUAUCGACGAGCAGUAGAAAACUACAACUCCCGUACGACACCGCUUGUCUGGCUGCAUUACACCGUUCAUGGCGUCUGGUCGAAGGCUAAAGACGGGUCGCCUUCUGACAAACCCAUAACGCCGUUGACUUUAACGGUGUUUGUGUUGACACGAUGGAGGUGGAGAGCGUCCGAGUGGACGACGACAGGCGUCUGACCCAGCUGAGGUUCGAGGCCGCGGUCAAAGUGAUCAAGAGCCUGGCCCCGGAUGGUCCCUUCCAGCCCUCCAAUGACAUGAUGCUCAAGUUCUACAGCUACUAUAAACAAGCCACUGUGGGCUCCUGCAAUAUACCCCGGCCCGGCUUCUGGGACGCGGUUGGCAAAGUGAAAUGGGAUGCAUGGAGUUCUCUUGGAGACAUGCCAAAAGAAGAAGCAAUGGCCGCCUACGUUGAUGAAAUGAAGCUGAUCCUGGAGGGGAUGCCCAUGUCGGACGAGGUGGAGGAGCUGCUGCGCGUCCUCGGCCCGUUCUACGAGCUGGUCGACGAGAAGAAAAAGAUCACGCAGAUAUCGGACCUGAGCACAGCUCGUUUGACACAGUUUGCUAGGCAACUGGAAGGGUUGGGCACGGUGGUGAGUUCAAUGCCUUCGAAGAGCAUCUCCAAGAGCAUCGCCAAGAGCAUCGUCAGAACGAUGGAGAUGAACGGCACCCUGGAGACUCGUCCUGCCCGGCUGAAGUCAGCAGAAGAAUCACAUGAAGAGGAGGAGGAGGAGGAGGAGGAAGAGGAGGAAGAAGAAGAGGAGGAGACAGAAGUAGUGAUACGGGAGGUCAGAAAAGAUAAGAAAUCCACAACAAAGAAGAAGGGUUCAUCCAGGAGACACAAAGCGCCCCUAAUGAACGGCAAAGUGGCCGACGGGGUCACCCACCUGACCAACGGCAACCAUUCCACGGCCGCCGCCGCCGCGCACAACGGCGUCUCCCGGGAGGCGUCGCUCGGAGACGCCCUGCUCAACGGUCACCGCGCGGAUCCCGCUGGCGACGCGUCCGGUCCGAGCCCCCCGGCCAGCGACUCAGACAGCGAAGUCUACUGUGACUCUGUGGACCAGUUCGGCCAAGAAGAGAACUCGGAGCACAACCGCUCUCUGGACGAGCUGGACGAAGAGGAGAACCGCGUGCGGCCGGCUCUGGAGGAGCCGCCGGCGGACGUUCACGGUGCACCGCGAGGCGUCGUGUGCGGAGGAGAGGACGGAGAGGACGGCGGAGCGAUGUCACAGAGACGGAGGCUGAACGAAGACCGGCCCGACAGCUCGUCGGGCCGCAGAGGACGGGGUUCUCAUGGCGGCGGCUCUGGAUCUCUGAUGCCCGCGUACGGGGGCGGAGAUGGGGACGGGGACCCCUGGGAAGGAGCUGAGACGCCCGGGGGGAGCCUGAAUGAGCAGAUCGUGGUGGUGCUGGCCCGACUGCAGGAGGACAUGCAGAGCGUCCUGCAGAGGCUGCAGACCCUGGAGGCUCUGACCGCCAGCCAGGCCAGAUCAGUGUCUCUGCCUCCAACCCUGGGGAGAAAGAGGAGUCAGAAACCGUCCUGGUGGCCUUUCGACAUUUCUCCGACCAGUUUGGCCUUCGCGGUCAUUUGGCCGUUCGUGGUCCAGUGGCUUAUUCGCCUGUUCCUGCAGAGGAGGAGAAGGCGGAUCAACUGAACCGGCUCUCGCACAAACACCACCGGGCCCGGACGAUGAAGACGAGGAGUCCUCUGCACAUCUCUGGUUGGGUUGCGAACGGCUUAAACUCACCCCCCCCCCCCUCCCUGCUUGGACUCACAGCCUGGUAAUUUGCUUUUGCACCAUGAAGAAAGGCCUCUGGAAUGAAACGAGAGCGAGAGGAGGAUACGCUGCGGACGUGGAAUCGGAAAAGAGAAACACGAAUGUUUGGAGCUUCCGAGCUCUUCAGGACAACGCC